Rotaria sp. Silwood1 is the source of this 555-nucleotide messenger RNA. NCBI's taxonomy places the organism in Eukaryota, Metazoa, Rotifera, Eurotatoria, Philodinida, Philodinidae. The record is from the annotation of a GenBank genome assembly.
AUGUGUUAUAUGCUUGGAAGUAGUCGUCGUGGUUAUCUGGUUCAACAAGCUGAGGAUAUUGAAAAACCUGUUACAUUUCGAAAUCAAACUGGUCAAAAUCUUCAAGCAAUAUCUAUGCCUGGUGUUUCAAUAAGUAAACAACCUCUUAUAGUUUCAUCUCAAACAAAUCAAAAUUUCUUUCAUUUAUGUUUAUUUUAUAACCCCAAUAAAAAUUUGUCACUAACAGUUAUUAUUCUUCCUACAAUUUCAUCAUUUAAUAUGCAAUCAAAAUCUUCUACAAAUAUAACAACAACGAUAACAAUGCAACCAUCAACAGAUAAUACACAAAUAUCUGCUACAACAUUUCCAACAUCAACUUUCAAUGAAUCUACUUUACAAACACAUUAUAAUACAACAUCUGUUCAAGCUUAUUCAAAAACAAACGUCCAUGAUCAGAGUAAAACUAAAUCAUAUGAACAUGAUUCACUUACUAAUAAACGAACAAAAUGCCAUCCAAUGGUUCAAGAUACAAUUAUAACAAUACCAAAUGUAACAACAACAAUGAUAAAAAAUUAA